This is a messenger RNA of Mesocestoides corti, 666 nucleotides long. Lineage: Eukaryota; Metazoa; Platyhelminthes; Cestoda; Cyclophyllidea; Mesocestoididae. The record is from the annotation of a GenBank genome assembly.
UCCACCCAAAUGACCACGGUAGAGGAGAAGGAGGAACCAAUCGCGGAAGCCUCGCCAGCCAAGCAGGCUAAGUUAGCGGAGGCCGAGAGUAGUGUGGGCUCGCUCCGAAGCGAGGCCAUUCGUCGCAAGGAGCGCUUAAUCGAAUUGCGCAAAAUGGCCCAAAACAAGGGUCUGUCUACGACCAGUGUGGCCUUGGACACUGAAGGCGAGCUGCCGAAACCUAUCUUCCGCAAUUACAAGCCCGUCUCCGACGAACUCAAACCGGGCCAACUCCCUGAGGGCUCAAUCGUCAACUUCACUAAUCACCAUUUUGCCACGAGCUUCUCAAACCCAGUGAAAGUGGGCACUGACUUCCAUCGUACUCAGCUGAACACUUGGGGGAGUGAAGCGCGCAGCACCGACCACCGCCAGCAGGUGUUGUGCGUCUUCACGACCAAUCGCCCAGCAUUCUCCCCGAUCUCUCCUGAUAAAAAGCCUGCUGCAGUGGACGUUCAUGUCGCGGAACAGUUGGAGGCAGCAAAAGCACAAUCAGUUGUCGAUGAAGUGAAUCUGUUCAAUCUGGCACCUCGGAAACCGGAUUGGGAUUUGAAACGGGGUGUGGAGAAGAAGCUUAGGAAACUGGAACGACGCACACAACGGGUCAUUGCCGAGUUAAUUCGUGAGUAA